CCAAAAUCCAUAAUAAUCCUCUCAAUAAUCGAUAUGAUUAAAAUAUGUGGUACUAAUUAAUAUAUGAGGUUCAAUUUCAAGUUCAUUGCGAAGAUAUUUCAUUAAUAAUUUUCUAGGGCGUUUCCUGAAAAAUUGCCGCUCCGUUCUGAGUCUCAACUGCCAACCAGAAUUGCUGAUGAUCUGAUUCUUAAACCCCUUCAUACGGCGUCGUAUUGCGUUUGGGUUUGAUGACCUUUCUAAUCAACGCUAUUUAAUGGUACUGAAUCUGAGUGACAAAUCUGAAUAGGGAUCGUCCGAGGAAUCAGCACUGUCUCUUCCUUUGCAGAGAAAAUUUCUUUGUGAUUGUUAAUUUUGUCGGUGAAGAUGAUGAUCAGUUAUCCAGGCCUUUCAAAGCUGAAAACUAAGCCGGUGGUAUAUGAAGAUGUGAUUGCGGCUAGCGAUUCUGGCACACUAGAACAACUUAAAGAGUUGAGCUCCAAGCGUAAGCAAUCGAGGACACCAUCAAUGCUAGCACCUUCAUUACAGAGGCCAUUGCUAGGGAAAUGUCGGGAGGCCUGACAUCUCGUUGUGAACAGGACAUUCAAAAGCUGGAAAAGUAUUUACCUCUGUUGGAUAACCUCAUUCAUCACAUCAUUGUUAAUGCCAAAAGCCGUAAAGUUAUGUACUGGAUUACUGAGUUUAAGCUGAGAUGGAGUAGUGUGCUUUCCACACCGUCUCUUUUUCACUUUCAGGGUCCAAAGUUAUAUCAGGUUAAUGAUAUUUAUUUUGAGCUUGGGAUGUCCCUUUUCCUUUAUGGAUCGUUGCUUCGUGAGCAUGCUCUUGAAGUUCUAUCAUCAGAUCUAGUCCAAUCUACCACUCGCUUCAGGAAAGCCGCUGGAGUAUAUAGCUAUGCAGCUCACGAACUUCAUACAAAUUUAUCUUGGACCCAAGAAAGGCCACCGGAAGCUUUAUCUAGUGUGUUGUCUGUUAUGAGUCUUGUUUGCUUAGCAGAUGCCCAGGCUGUCUCUGCUAGGAAGGCUCAAGAAAAUGGAAAUACGGGGGGUUUAUUGGCAAAAUUACACUGCGGUGUGGCAGACUUUUUAGUUGAAGCUAUUAAUAUCUGGCAAGGUGCAGCCAAAGAAUGCAAGGAUAUUUCACCACGAUUUCUGGAUUUUUUGUUAUGUUGCAAAACAGUGCACGAGUUGACGAGUUACAAAUACCACGUGCAAGGUCUAAGAACCGAUGGUAACAUUGGCAUAGGAAUUGGAAUUCUUCGUUGGGCUUUAGCAAAAGCAAAGAAAAUAAUUCCAAAAGAAGAGUCAUGGAGAUUAGUAUAUCAUCAAGUGAUUGAUGAGUUGGAUGGGUUGCUCCAGAAAUAUGAGCAUGAGAAUGGUUUUGUUUGGCACGAAAAAAUUCCUUAUGUAGAUGAUGAGCUGCCUCUGCCUCAGGCUGUUAGAAUUGUUAGUCCAGUUCCUUAUCAUCCCCAAAAAUGGGAAAGAGCGCUUAUGUUUAAGUUGUAGGAGCAUGCAAAUCUGUCAAACAGUUAGCAUGUGGUCUCCUAGUAGUAAGGUGAUUUUUGGACUCAUUUAUUUGGUUUGGUAAUGUAACUUUGUCAAUAGAUUCUUGCUUUCUUGCAUAGAAUAGGGAUAUUUUUGGAACAGAUCAAGUAGUUGUAAAUUAGUACUAUUGCUGUAACUGAAAGAGAAUAAAUUCAGAUGGACUAUUAUUGGGCAAGAAGCUUUAUUCGAAUGAUUAUGGAA
Molecule: messenger RNA, 1739 nt
Organism: Salvia splendens (bonfire salvia)
Lineage: Eukaryota; Viridiplantae; Streptophyta; Magnoliopsida; Lamiales; Lamiaceae
Product: BRO1 domain-containing protein BROX
Exons: 6
Coding region: 543-1499 (318 amino acids)
Source: RefSeq, a predicted model, not a curated record